Molecule: messenger RNA, 714 nt
Organism: Strongyloides ratti
Lineage: Eukaryota; Metazoa; Nematoda; Chromadorea; Rhabditida; Strongyloididae
Product: Eukaryotic translation initiation factor 3 subunit K
Exons: 3
Coding region: 1-714 (237 amino acids)
Biological process (GO): regulation of translational initiation
Cellular component (GO): eukaryotic translation initiation factor 3 complex; cytoplasm
Molecular function (GO): ribosome binding; translation initiation factor activity
Source: RefSeq, a predicted model, not a curated record
AUGAAACCAUCAGAAUAUGCUCGUUUAAAAUCUAAACUCGAUGAGGAAAUUGUUGGAAUUAACAAAUAUAAUCCUGGAAACAUAGGAUUGUUGGAGGAUUGUAUCGAGGCAAUGAUUAAUGAAAAUAAAUACGAUAAAAACAUAUUACUUACAACAUUAAAGUUGUAUCAACUAAAUACACCAUUGUACAACGAAUCUAUUGUGAGAAAAAUUUUAUUGAAAACAAUGAUGGUUUUUCCUAGAAAUGACUAUGCAUUAGCUUCUUAUCUAAUUGAUUGUGAGAGAAUAAAUACAAAUGAUAUCAAACCUGUUUUUAUUUUGGGUGAAAUUCUUGAAACAUGCAAUUUUACUGUUUUUUGGAGUAUCAUGAGAGGAGAUUAUAAAAAAGAUGAAGCACAUCUUGACCGUUUUACUCAUAUGGCAGAAAUUCAAAAAAUUGUUAAAUCAACAGUAGGAUUUGAAGAUGCUGUUCGACGUUAUGUUUGUGAUGUUAUAAAUUCAUGUUUUCAAAAUAUCAAUAAAAAUAUGCUUGCCAAAUUUUUGAAUGUUAGUUUAGGUAAACUUUCACAAUACCAAAAAGCCAUGUCAUGGAAAGAGAAUGCUGAAAACAAAAAUUUGAUUUUCAUUAGAAAUCAUGAAGACAACAUUAAAUGUAAAAACAUUGAAGAAAAGUUGUCAUUCGAAACAGUUCGUCAGACAAUGUUGAACUUCUAA